AUGCAUGUUUCUACACUAGGUCUAUGCAUUUGCUAUAUAAGCAGUGCUACUCUUCUUGCCGCCCUUAAGACUACCCAGCCUCAAGAUACACAAAUCCCCCCUAACGCAAACAUCCCCCAUUUUGAGAGCGUGGUACUAGUUGACGGUGUCCAACCCGCCGUAAAGCGAGACAGCGUUAGAGUGAAGUUAUCAUCUCCUAAGGAAGAUCUUGCAACUAGAGAAAUACCUAUAGAAGGAGUUUCAGGUCUAGAAAGGAGACAAGCAGAAAUCCUUGCUCUUAUUGCAGCAGCUAUUCCUAUUGGGAUAACUAUAGCGGCUUUUUCGUUAGCAUUGAGUGCUAUCCAAGACGCUCAAGACUUCGAUGAUGGCCGCAAGAAGUUUACCUCAACCCAAGUAGAGGAGAUGUGGGAUCUCAACCCUGAUUAUAAUAAAUUUCCUGCCGCUGCCUGCUAUGAUUUAGGCUAUCGCCUGGCAAACCCAGCUGGCUUUGAUCAAUUAGCAAGCAUCACUCUUACUGCAGGGAGCAAGAAAGUAGUGUACGUGCUAUACUAA
Colletotrichum navitas is the source of this 552-nucleotide messenger RNA. RefSeq lists its product as uncharacterized. The transcript is spliced from 3 exons. The coding region runs from base 1 to 552 and encodes 183 amino acids. The record is from RefSeq and is a predicted model, not a curated record. NCBI's taxonomy places the organism in Eukaryota, Fungi, Ascomycota, Sordariomycetes, Glomerellales, Glomerellaceae.